Molecule: messenger RNA, 3008 nt
Organism: Stomoxys calcitrans (stable fly)
Lineage: Eukaryota; Metazoa; Arthropoda; Insecta; Diptera; Muscidae
Exons: 4
Coding region: 280-2160 (626 amino acids)
Source: RefSeq, a predicted model, not a curated record
CCAACCCAAAUUGUUAAAACUAAAGAGAGAAAAAAGUAACAUUAAAAUUAAAAGAAAUUGGAAUUUGGUGUGAAUUUUUGCUGUUCAAGAUCUGGAAGGAAGACUUGAAGACUUCUGGAUUGCUGUUCACUGGAUUUUGGUGGAGUUGCAUCAAAGGAAGUAUUGGUUUCUCCCAUGGCAGGGUCGUAUGUAGAUGUUCGACACUGAGGAAACAAAAGAAAUCGCAAAAAGUUGAAAAUUAAGUAGGAUUAAGGUAAAACUACUCACAUCUUUUAGAAAAUGGAUCAAUUCUCGCAUGAUCUUACCGUGGCCUUGGAGGAAACGUCAUUACUUGAUAGGGCUCGCGUUAGCCGUUGGGGACAACAAAGGCGAAGAACUCGAAGCACCGGAAAUUUGCCUUGUGCACCACAACCUACAGAGGAUUCAAGCAGUCCCACUGAUGUUGCAAAUGGGUCAUCCGUGCAAGCCAACAAUAAUGAUGGGCUGGACACACAAAAUGUAAAUUUGCCCAGUGACUCCGAUGAGAAGGAAGAGUUGGCUGCGCCACGCCUAGCUUGCAAACCACAAAAUGCUUUGCGUCUAUUAGGCACUUUAGAGUCAGAUUCUCUUAAUGAGGCAUUUAGCCCAGCAAGAUUCUUCAAGCCAAGUGCCAGAAGAAAGCGUAAGAUGAAACGUAUUUCUAUGGACUAUGAAAUCAUUGGUUCCGGAGCCCAGCCACAUUUACCAGAUACUUCUUCGGCUUUUAUCAUAAGUCCUCCUCAGUCCACAGGAUGCCCUAGUACAAUUACGGCAAUGCGCAAAAGGGUUCUUAAGCCCGAAUUUGGAAGUCGUCAAAUGUUUUUCUGCGGCAAACGCAAGCGUUCAAAUCGUGAUCGCUACCAAGAACAUGAUCAUUCGUCCAGCGUACCUCGGCACAAUCACUUAGAGGAAUACGGAAUGAGGCCUCGAAGUUUCUCAUCUACUUCAAAACCGCAUAGUGAUAGACUUUUGCCUCUUAAUAAAGGACUUUUGUCGAAAAUUGAACGCAUCUCUCAACAGCAAAAGACUGAAAAUGCGAAGGAGACAAGUAUGUUUACGGUCACCAAAAAUUGCGACAAUGAAAUUCUUAAUACAGAAGGAAACGAAGAUACUCUACCGAGUGAAGUGACCACUGCAACCAUGGCUGCCGAAGAAACUGUGGAGGCAGAAGAUAAUGACUCCUCUGCCUUGUUGUUGUCCAAACAAAAAGAAACAAAUUUCCGUAAUCACCGAAAAAAGAGGACAGGUCAUCAUCACCGUCGUCGUCCGCUGCAAUUUGCAGUCGACCAGCAUUCCAUGGACUGCGAAGAAUUUAAUAGUUCAAGUUCGUUGAGUUCCUCUGAUUCGGAUGACCAUGCGGUAAACGAUACCGACAGAGAGGGUGAUGACGAAUUGACAGAUUGGCCAGGCAAUGAAAACAACUGCGGCGAAUUGAAAUACGAUAGUAAACGUAAAUUGACAAAGCGCAACACCCUGCCCCAAAUCAAAUCUGACCCAGAGAGUGUUGGAUCCUUGCUGAUGGCCGAAGAUGACACUGUUAUGUCUAAUACUACAGUUGGCGAAACGUCCCUAAACUGGCCACCAGCCACAGAAAACAAUAGGGAUAUAGGGUCUGAUCCACCAUACCAAUCCUCAGAACCAAUAACCAUUAUAAAUAAAAUGGGAUUUUCAUCUUUGUGUCGCCCGGAUAUAUCUGCCGAUGAAAUUACAUUGCCCAUGAAACAAAUUGAAAGCGAAAUGUCUGGUGAGACUUCUAAUCCUUUUCUCUCCUCCCCGCCUUGCCAACCAAACGAAGUGCGUGAGAUUCGUGCAGGUUGUCGUCGUGUUAAAGGCGAAAGACCAGGUUUUAGUAUAAAAACAUCAGUAAAUGAGCGUCUGGCACGUUUUUUGCAAGAUCCUCGACUUCUACAGAUUCGCUUGCCGGAUAUUGAAAUAUAUGAACACGACAGUCUUAUUAACUUGGCUCGUCUCUACUCACUGCAAAUGUCACUGGAUAAUGGAUGUGCGGUGCUCAAUAAAACAAGCAACACCACACAAUCCGUUAAUAUAGAUCAACAGGGUCUACAAGGUGGUUUAUUUUUGAGUGACUUCAAACGACGUUGCUAUGACAACAAAGAUGGGGAAUUAGUACAUAAUAAGUAAAUCUUGGACAAAAUAAAUAAUAAUAAUACAAAUUGUGCUACAUUGUAUGCAUAUGUAGAAUUAAACCGUUAAAGUGCAACACAAAUCAAAUUUUUAACUUAAAUGUAAUUAAUUUUAGUAAUAAUUAAGAAAAAAAUGAAUGAAUGUAUCUAUGUAUGUACGUAUUAUAUAUGUAUGUAUGCAGCAAUUUUCUCUAAUUUUUUAGCCUCUACACACAACAUUAUUAUUUUAAAUUUAGUUAAUUACGAAUUUGAAUAAAAUUGAAAAAAGUAAACAUUAAAAUAAUUUUACACAUAUAUUUUCACAUAAUUUGCCUACUUGUGGUCAAGUGGAUUAAAAAACUAAUGAAAAAUAACAAUAUAAUCACAUUGCAAUUACAAAAUAAUUAUUAUAUGUAUAUUAUUUUUUUUUUAUUAUUAUAGAUUUUUACAUCUAUGGGCAACUGAGAUUUUGUUUGCAGCUUUCUCUCAAAAUCAAUGCAAAAAUAUUUAAUUCUGCUUAUCUCAAAACUAAAUCAAAAAAAAAUUAAAUUAACAUUAAAAAAAAUUAUUUAUGGAAAAAAAAAAACAAUAUAAUUAUCUGCCUAAAACAAAAACAUGGUAGCACACAUUUCUGAAAUUCCGUUUAUGGAAAGUAAUGUUAACGAUUUCGCUUAAAUUGCAUUCGAUGGCAUGCGUAUAUGGUAAUUUAUUUUUUUAAAUUCACCUGGCACGGAAGAUCACCAAGAUUUCGAAAUGUAGAUAACCAAAAAUCAAUGUUAUAUGUAAAUAUUAUACAGUAGAUAUAACAAAAAUAUAGAAUAGUAAGUCUUGUCUUGCUUACAAAUAAAGAAUCAUUUAUAUAGUAAA